Molecule: messenger RNA, 861 nt
Organism: Eimeria maxima
Lineage: Eukaryota; Apicomplexa; Conoidasida; Eucoccidiorida; Eimeriidae
Product: heat shock protein 90, putative
Exons: 2
Coding region: 1-861 (286 amino acids)
Biological process (GO): protein stabilization; protein folding; cellular response to heat
Cellular component (GO): cytosol; perinuclear region of cytoplasm; protein-containing complex
Molecular function (GO): ATP binding; ATP-dependent protein folding chaperone; ATP hydrolysis activity
Source: RefSeq, a predicted model, not a curated record
AUGAUUGGGAACAUGCACCACGCCUACGCCGCAAGUGCGGUGCCUAUUGCCGAGCUCCUGCGGUUCCACAGCAGCAAGUCUGGAGAGGACAUGGUAUCCUUCAAGGAGUACGUUGACCGCAUGAAGGAGGGCCAGAAGGACAUCUAUUACAUCACUGGCGAAUCCCGACAGACGGUGGCGAACUCUCCAUUCCUUGAGAAGCUGACCAAGAAGGGUUAUGAGGUGCUCUACAUGACAGACCCCAUUGAUGAGUACGCGGUGCAGCAGUUGAAGGAGUUCGACAACCACAAGUUGCGUUGCUGCACAAAGGAGGGACUUGAGAUCGACGAAACUGAGGAAGAGAAGAAGAAGUUCGAGGAGCUGAAGGCAGAGUUCGAACCACUCCUGAAGCUGAUCAAGGAGGUGCUUCACGACAAGGUCGACAAGGUCGUUCUGUCGAACAGAAUCACAGACUCUCCUUGCGUGCUUGUCACCACCGAAUUCGGCUGGUCAGCAAAUAUGGAGCGUAUCAUGAAGGCACAGGCGCUUCGCGACAACAGCAUGACCAGCUACAUGGUCAGCAAGAAGACUAUGGAGGUUAACGGACACCACAGCAUUAUGGUAGAGAUCAAGAACAAGGCAGCUGUCGACAAGUCCGACAAGACUGUCAAGGAUCUCAUCUGGCUGCUCUACGAUACCGCGCUGCUCACCUCUGGCUUCAGCCUUGAAGAACCCACACAAUUCGCAGCUCGUAUCCACCGCAUGAUCAAGUUGGGUCUUUCCAUUGAUGAUGAUGAGGAGGCAAAGGAGGACGACCUGCCUCCCCUGGAGGAGGUUGAAGGAGCUGCCGAUGAGGCGUCCAAGAUGGAGGAGGUCGACUAA